This is a messenger RNA of Notothenia coriiceps (black rockcod), 6413 nucleotides long. Its product is annotated as disks large homolog 5-like. Gene Ontology annotation, biological process: negative regulation of hippo signaling; regulation of apoptotic process. The record is from RefSeq and is a predicted model, not a curated record. Gene Ontology annotation, molecular function: protein binding. Gene Ontology annotation, cellular component: plasma membrane. NCBI's taxonomy places the organism in Eukaryota, Metazoa, Chordata, Actinopteri, Perciformes, Nototheniidae.
UGAGACAUGGCGGAGUUUGUUGCCUAACACACAGAGAGCGAGGGCUCUUAGGGAGUUUUAAACACUUUCCAACAUGUCGAAAUAACUUGUUUUCAGGACUACAAUGUCUUCGAAACGUGUGCGGAGUGGAGCUUAAAGAGGCAGAGCCGUCUUUUUUGUCGGGAAGGACGGAGCGGCGGUAGGGAAAAUGUGUUGUCAUUUUCGUGCAGUCAACAGCCUUGGGCAACAAAUAUGGCUACUUCUUGUGUAUCCUUCAAUUCGGGUUGAAAACCGUCCCUACUGGGCCGAACGGGAUAGUUUCGGGGAGUUACGACAGUAGCACUAAGUGAAGUUGACUAGGCAUUAGAAACGUAAAGAAGCUGGAUUUGUCCCGAAGCUGAUUUCGCUGGUUAAACCGACGCGGAGCUAAACAGAGAUGGAGCCCAAGCAUAAAGAGUUGUUGGAGAAAUGUUACCAGAACUUGGUGGAGUCGAUAACAGAUGCGGACCGAGUUGUGGAUGUUUUGGCUCACUGCGGGACCCUCAGCCAGUCUGAACGCUACGAGCUGGGACACAACUGCUCCUCCAACGCGGAAAAAGUGGACCUUCUCCUGAAGAUACUGAUAAGUAAGGAGAGAGACCAUUUCGCAGAGUUUUGCACGGCCCUGGAGAAGACGCACCCUCACCUGCACUCGGUGCUGCUCAAUGGCUCCGGACCAGUGGAUCACACAACUGGGUCCACUUACAGCAUCCUGUCCACCAUGCCGUCGGACUCAGAAAGCAGCAGCUCUCUCAGCAGCUUAGGUACUCCCGGUCCAGCCUCCUCCCCUCCGCCCGCUCACAUGGACAGCCACCAGGUGAACGAGAAGAUGGAGACGGUUCUGUUCCAGCUCAGACAUGUGACCCGCGAGAGGGACGAACUGCGUAAACGUCUGGCGCUCUCUUCACCUGGAACCACCUUCGAUGACUGCAGACCAAACUCAAAAGCAGGUCAUGACUACGAGCGGCUGAAGCUGCAGUGCAUGAAAGCAAUGGCGGACCUGCAGUCCCUUCAGAACCAGCACAGCACCACCCUGAAGAGGUGCGAGGAGGCUGUGAAGAAAGCCGACUUCUACCACACGCUGCACAGCCGUCUGGCCAGCGAGCACGCCCAGCUGAAAGAUGAGCUGGAGGCGAUGAGACAGGACAACAUCCAGCUGGUGAGGGAGCACAACCACGUGAAGCAGGCCUGCGAGGAGCUGAGGAGGCUGCAUGACGACGGCCAGAGGGAGGUGGUAGAAAUGAGGAUGCUGCACCAGCAGGUGAUGAGAGAGGGCUCAUCUGAUGUCCUCAGCAAGCUUUACGACACUACUGCGACCAAGUUGGAGACCGUGAAGAUUGAGUACGAGGCUCUGAGGAAGCGCUACAACGAUAACACGGCGGGUCACAACGCAGACCUGAGUCGCCUGGAUCAGGCCGAGGAGGAGAACCACCGGCUGCAGAAACAGCUGGACAUGCUGCUGAAGCAGAGAGACGCAGCCAUCCACUAUCAGCAGCAGUGCUCCUCCUCUAUAAGAAGGUUUGACAACACGCAGCAAGAGCUGUCCAAGGCCUCCUCCCAGAACAAGGAGCUGCAGCGGGAGAUGGAGCGGCUGCAGUCAGAGGCGACCCGGCUGAAGACGCAGCAGCUCAAGGCGGCCAAAGACGGCGAGAAGUACAAAGAGGAGCGGGACUCUGUGAUCAACGAGUACCGGCUGAUCAUGAGCGAGCGGGAUCAGGUGAUCAAAGAGGUGGACAGGCUUCAGACCGGCGUGGAGAUGGCAGAGGCCAAGCUGAAGAACACUUCCUCAGAGAGACGGGUGGCCAGCGAGGAGCUGGAGGCGCUCAGACAGGAGCUGGCCUCAGCGCUGGUGGACAGGGACCGGGCCAUCUGUGAGAAGAACGAGCUGCUGGAGAAAUACUGCCACGAGGUGAAGGACAAGGCCGAGGCCCAGAAAGAGCUGAGCCAGGCCUGCAAGGACAAUGAGACGGUACGAGAGGAGAGGGACGUGGCCCGCAAGGAGAGGACGGAGGCCAUCAUCCAGAGGGACCAGCUGCUGCGAGAGUAUUACCAGGCCAGACAGAAAGAAGACUCUGCCACUCUGGACAUGGAACGAUCCAACAAGGAGAUCGAUAUUCUGAGGAAGCAGUACGAGGCCGUCUCUCAGGAGCUGAAGGAGGCCGUGCAGGAGGCCGAGGUAGCCAAGUGCCGACGAGACUGGGCAUUUCAGGAGAGGGACAAGAUAGUGGCAGAGAGGGAGAGCAUACGCACGCUGUGUGACAACCUGAGGCGCGAGAGGGACCGAGCUGUGAGUGAUCUGGCAGACGCUCUGAGGAAUCUGGAUGACACCAGGAAGCAGAAGAACGACGCUGCGCGGGAACUCAAAGAACUAAAGGAAAAGAUGGAAGAUCAGUUAGAAAAGGAAGCGAGGUUUCGUCAGCUGAUGGCUCACAGUUCACAUGAUUCAGCCAUCGACACAGACUCGAUGGAGUGGGAGACGGAAGUUGUAGAAUUUGAAAAGCACAGAGACAUGGAUUUGAAAGCACUUGGGUUUGAUAUUGCUGAAGGGGUAAAUGAUCCUUAUUUACCAGGAGAUUGUGGCAUAUUUGUCAGUAAGGUGGAUAAAGGAAGUAUGGCUGAAGGAAGAUUAAGGGUGAACGAUUGGUUGUUGAAAAUAAAUGACGUGGACCUGACCAAUAAGGAUAGGAAGCAAGUGAUUAAAGUGGUGGUGAGCGGCGAGGGAGUGAUUAAUAUGGUGGUCCGCAGAAGGAAGAGUCUGGGAGGACGGAUCAUCACUCCAAUCCAGAUAAACCUGGCAGGAAACAAAGACAGCGGCAUCGGUCUGGAAAGUGGAGUGUUUGUUGCCACUUUGGCCCCAGGCAGUCCAGCUGCCAGAGACUGCGCUCUUACUGUCGGGGAUAGACUGUUAGCUAUCAAUGGCAUUGCACUUGAUAACAAGUCGCUCUCUGAAUGUGAGACUCUGCUGAGAAACUGCCGUGAUUUUCUCAGCAUCUCCCUCAUGAAGUUCCUCCCACAGAGCUGUUCCGGCCAGAGCUUAUUUGAAGGUUUGAGAGACUCAGAAAAGAUCUCUCGUCUCCAGUCCUGUGAGAUCCACGCCAGGACCUGCAGGAACUCCAAGCACAACUGCUCUAAGCACAACUGCUCCACACAGACAGACAUUUGCAGCUGUGACUUGGGCAGCAGAGGGGAUGAAGUGUGUAAGGAUGCAUGUGACUCUCCAGACAGUAGCGACAGCAGCUCUCACUGCCUCCAGAAGCCUUUUCCCAGCAGCUCUGUGCACUCCCGCUCCCUUUCCAGCUCCCACAGUCCCUCAGAGCCCCACCCAGACUUCUGCUACAGGAGGCCGGAGCUCCACCAUCGCCCCUUCACCUUCACCCCCGUGCCCUCCGACUGCAGCUCCCCUCAGACGGCUGUGGACCGAGUGCAGAGCUCAGCAGGGAAGCCCAGCGGAGGCACGUGGCCUAAAGUCAUAGCGAUAGCUUCUAUUACUGAAUGUGCCCAGCUCUCCAUCUACAAAAAAGUCAAACAAAGGAAGUCCAUCUUCGAUGUGCAGGGUUUCAGGAGACCCGAGCCGUCCCCAAAACUGGACUACACGUCUCUUUCUCAGAUACCCAAGCACUCCCCGCAGAGCUCGAUAUCUGAGGCCCCUCCCACCCCGCCAGCCAGGAGCGACUCGUUCAGGUUCAAACAUCGCCAGCAGAACAGCUCGGCGUCAGACUCCACCAUCACCACUGCCACUCCACCUGAAUCCCCAGCCCAAGCUACAAGUCCACAGGACGGGGGGGAGGCAGGGAACCAGCUCUACUACGCCAACGCUCCUCCAGGAGAGACCACGAGCGGCGCCAAAAAAACUCCUGACAACGAAGGGAGUCGUCGCAGAGCAGAGGAGAAGCAGAAGAGGAGGUACCGGCCUAAAUCGGCGCCUGCACUGCGGCCAAGAAUUACUCCAUUACACAUCCCUCUUCCCAUGCAGAUACAGAGUUUCUCUAACGACGAGCACUCCCCAGAGCCAAUAGACUUGUUGCGCUUCUCUCCCAGGCGAACUAAUCGGUACAGCAUGCCCUUUGCACCCCCCAGCUACGGCAGCGUCCCAUCAUAUCCAGCACAACGAGGUUUAGCCCCAUGUCCAGCUGUGACGGCUGUGAUAAAGAACCCGGUGUACACUGCUUGGAGCCAUGAGAUCCAGAACAACAACCCUCCUCCAGCCCCCAGCUCGGGAGUCCACCUACAUCCACACACAAGCCCCCAGCAUCAGGUUCGCCACAGCCUGGACCUCAGCCACAAGCGCACUGGGGACUCGACUGAAACGAGCGUCAGCCAACCACCGCACAGCACCAACUCCCUGCCAUCCAGCGCCAGACUGAGUUCCUUCAAUACUUUGCAGUUCAGGACAGAACGCAUAAAAAUCCCUCCAACUCGGUAUCCCCGCUCCACUGGAUCUGAAAGAGGCUCCCUCUCACAUUCAGAGUGUAGCAGCCCGACGCCUCCAAUGUCCCCUGUCAACCUGGAGACAUCGUCUUUCAUCAGCAGCCAAUCACAGAGCUCCAUCUCCACCCAGCCCAGGAUAUCAGUCAGCCCCGCUCCAGCUGGUGACAGGCAGAAGGAAGGGCCGUACUUAGAGGAGCCGCGCAAUGUGACUGUUCAGAAAGGAGCAGAACCUCUGGGGAUCUCCAUAGUGAGUGGAGAUAACGGGGGAGUGUUUGUGUCCAAAGUGACAGCAGGCAGCAUCGCACAUCAAGCUCGCUUAGAGUACGGAGACCAACUCCUAGAGUUCAAUGGAAUCAACCUUCGCAAUGCCAACGAGCAGCAGGCGCGGCUUGUGAUCGGGCAGCAGUGUGACACAGUCACCAUUUUGGCUCAGUAUAAUCCUCACAUGUUUCAGCUGGGCAACCACUCUCGUUCAGGGUGUUUCUUCAGGCUUCCUGGUUCCGGUACGCGGCGGGCUGCCGAGCCUCGGCUGGUGAGGCUGAAGAGGAUCCAGGUGGAGAUGGGAGUUCAGGUCUGUGGAGGAAACCUUUACGGCGUCUUUGUGGAGAGUCUGGAUGAUGACAGCCCUGCCAAGUGUCCUGAUGGCCUGCUGCCUGGAGACUUGAUACUCGAGUACAAUGGCAUCAGCAUGAAGAACAAAACUAAAGAGGAGGCUUACCUGGAAAUGUUAAAACCAGCUGAAACAAUCACGUUCAAGGUCCAGAACUGUGUGGACAACCUCUCUGCGAUCAAAGAGGCCCCGGGAGAUGGAUUUUUCACAAGAGCACUUUAUGAGAGGGUGGCAGAGGCCGAGCAGGAACUGAGCUUUAAGAAAGAUGACAUCCUCUAUGUUGAAGAUACGCUACCAAAUGGUAAUUUUGGAUACUGGAUGGCCUGGCAACUGGACGAAAAUGCACAGAAGCUCGUAAAGGGGCAGAUCCCGAGUAAAUACAUGAUGGACCAGGAUUUCUACAAGAGGCACGGCAUGGCCGAUCUGAAAGACGAUAACGGCACCAACAAGUCUCUGUCGGCCGCGGCACGGAGAUCCUUCUUCCGCCGCAGGCUGAAGCACAAACGCAGCGGAUCCAAGGACGGGAAGGAGCUGAUGGUUCUGGACGCAAUAAGCACAGAUUCUUUACCCAUCACAGAAGAUGGAGUGAGCCUGAUGUACCAGCGGGUUCAGAGGGUGGAGUGCUCUUUCCCCAGACCCGUGCUGAUCCUGGGUCCGUUAGUGGAGUCCAGUAAGGACAUGUUGGUGAAGGAGGCUCCUGCUCAGUUCUGUCGCUGUCUGCCUGAGAUCAUGAAGGCAUCUCAGCAGGCGAUAGAGCGCGGAGUAAAGGAUUGUGUUUUCAUCGACUACAAACGGAGGAGUGGCCAUUUCGAUGUGACAACUGUAGCAUCAAUAAAAGAGAUAACAGAGAAGGACUGUCACUGUUUACUUGACAUUGUCCCUCAUGCCAUCGAGCGUCUUCACAGCGUUCACAUCUACCCAAUCGUCAUAUUCAUUCGCUACAAAAAUGCCAAGCAGAUAAAAGAGCAGAAGGACCCUCUGUACCUGCGGGAUAAACUCUCACAGAAACAUUCCAAGGAGCAGUUUGAGGCGGCACAGAAAAUAGAGCAGGAGUACAGCCGCUUCUAUCACAGGUUGGUGGAAGUAAACUUGUUAUCCUUUUUAAGGCCUAUAAAUGGCAUGGAUACAGGAAAUAAUGGUAAUAACAACACCUCAUUUAGUGUGAUUGCAAGACAGACAGCACAAGUGUGUAAAAUACAAGUUUAUCUUUUUAACCCUUAUGUCACAGCCAGAUUAUUAAAUUGUAAUUUUCUGCGAAUGAUUUAAGUGAUACAAAGAAGAAUAAAAUGCCUCCAUUUUAUGCUGUGGCAACAGAAAUAUCAGCACCAGACCUCCCAAACCCAAAAAAAUGAAGGUG